AUGAAGCUAGUUUACGCCGUUGCACCUCUAGCGGCCGCUGUCGUUGCCGCCGGCACCAAAGCGAACUGCCCUCCUCGUCCAGCCACCAGGGCUCAACAAAAAGCCGCAUUCGAACAAGCAGUGCAAAUCAUGGUCGUCAACCGAGACUACCGCGUAGGCGCCAACAAGUUCUAUAGCGAGGACUAUAUCAAUCACGACCCGGAUGUAUUGUCCGGCCGCCAAAACUCCAUCGACUUCUUGGAGUCGCUACCGCAAGGGAUCAACAUCACAAUCUCCAGUAAGGCGAUUGAAGGAGGUUAUGCGUACGUCCUUCAAAAGAUCGACAUGCCCGGUAGCCCAUCGCUGGCCUGGACAGAUGUUUGGAGAUUCGAAGGGACCUGCAUCAUUGAGCAUUGGAGUAUCCACAUGCCCAAACCCGAUGGCUCCCUUAAUCCUCUGCCGCUAGUUUGA
Messenger RNA from Ilyonectria robusta, 450 nucleotides. RefSeq lists its product as uncharacterized. The transcript has a single exon. The record is from RefSeq and is a predicted model, not a curated record. Lineage: Eukaryota; Fungi; Ascomycota; Sordariomycetes; Hypocreales; Nectriaceae. Bases 1 to 450 code for a protein of 149 amino acids.